GUGUUCAUUUUUGGGAAGUGAUUCCCAAAAAAGAACACUUUGCUCUUGGACUUCUGGACUUCAGGAGUCCAUGGGAGUCCAGGAGGCCGCUAUUUCCCCCUUGGGUUAAGGACAGAUGUUGUAUACUUAAAAGUUUUUUUUUCCAUUUUUCAUGUUGUUGUGUUUCUUUCAAAUCAAGCAUUAAUCUCUUGAGCAAUCAAGAUCUUGGUAUCAGGUUAUGUGAAUUAAUCAAUUUUAGUAAAUGGAUUAGUUUUAAAUUACAUGUAGGAGAGAUAUUAAGUGUUUUCUUUUCUCCUCUAAAAUCUUGUCUUAUUCUUUUAAGAAAUGAUGUAAAAUGUGAUUUGGUUAGAUUAUCAAUUUUAAUGGAUUUUAUUGGGGCUUAAUUUACUUUAAAUAUAUUUAUCUUAUCCAGAACUUUUGGGAUUAUUAUCUUCAGUUAACUAGAUCGUUUAUAUUGACAUAGAUUUAAACUCAUUAUUUAUCAUGUUAUCAAUUAUUUUGUAUCUAAUCUUGAUAAAACAAGCCUAAAACCGACGAGUACUUUUGGUAUUCGAUAUCCCAAGCAAAAAUGAUCCAAUGUUUUGGAUGUGAGAUGUACGUGGAGCUGAAUCUAAAUAAAUAAGUCAAAAAAAUUGGGUCGUUUUUGCUUGGAAUAUUUGCUAUAGCAAAAAAAACUUCGUGUGCUCUACUGGAACUUUUUCUCUAUAGUAACCGUUUUAUCAGAGAAAAAACGAUGUUGGUUUUUUCAUUUCGUUGCUUCGAGUACCUUUUUACAGAUAGAUUAGAAGAUAUUUCAGUUCUUUAGAAGGCGCUAAUUGAAUUUGAAGUUAUGCUUAAUUUUAAAUAGUUUUCAUUUGUUAUUAGCUGAUGAAGAAGAAUUACCAGCAAAUGCUUCAGCUCAAAGUUUGGGUGUUCGUGCACAAAAAAAAUUACUAAGUAAAUUAUCAUCAAAAUCGGUUGCUAAAGUGUUUAUUGAUGAUACAAGUGGUCGAAUAUUAGAUAAUAUUCAUAAAAUAGCACGUAGUUAUACAAAUAGUAAAAAGGAUGCAGAUAAAUUAUUAAAAUAUAUCAUUAAAACAAUUGUUAAAUUGGGUAUUUUAUAUAAAAAUGAUUUAUUUACAAAUAAUGAAUUAAAAUUAAUCGAUGAUUUUCGUAAUCGUUUUCAUUCACUUUGUAAAGCUGUUGUUACAUUUUAUGAAGUUGAUUUUACAUUUGAUCGUUCAUUUUUGGUUCGUGUUCUAAAAGAAUGUCAAGAAUUAACACAUAAAAUUAUUGCAUCUCAUUUAACACAAAAAUCACAUGAACGAAUUGAUUAUGUAUUUAAUUUUUUUGGUAAUCUAGCCUUUUUAGAAUAUGCAUUUGAUCCAAAAUUAGAUAAAAAUCGUGCAAUGGUAGGACAAAUUGUUGCAGAUAUGAAUUUAUUAAUCAAUGAUGGAUUAUUAUAG
This is a messenger RNA of Didymodactylos carnosus, 1445 nucleotides long. The record is from the annotation of a GenBank genome assembly. Lineage: Eukaryota; Metazoa; Rotifera; Eurotatoria; Philodinida; Philodinidae.